CUUACUAAGGAAUUUUAUGAGACACAAGGUUUCUUAAUCAUGUGACGUGUUACUGAAUAUUUUUUUGUUUUCUUCCAGCAGCAAGCUUCGUUGUGCUGAGGUGCUCGGCGGUUAAUCCAAACCAUUCAAAAGUAACUCGUGGACAAGAUGGAGGAUUAAAAUAAAAAAAGACUCUUAAAAACAACAUUAACCUUGAAGGAGUAAAGGAGAAACACUAAGAACACGCUGUUCUUCCUUUCUUAAUUCUGCUAUUGGCUAUACAUGUGCGUCCUUUCGCAACGCAUAUGGGUGAGAAACUAAAGGGUCUGUGAAGGAAAGGAAGGCAGAGAAGUGAGUGGUGCGUACAACUAAUAUCAUGCAAUGUUACUGCCGUCCGUGGAGACACCAGUAGAAUGCAGAUGUGUGCUCGUAAGUGAUCCUAGUCAAGAGGAAUGAACGGUCGGGAAACGAGUGCAGUGAGACAGUGUUAAUCAUGACACGGGAAAACAGCGAUAUGGUGAAGUGUAGUGCUGAAAAGUGAUCGCUUGUCUAUCACGCACGUCGAGAAUAAUAUUAUCACCAGAUAAGUAGGAAGUGUGGAAAACUGAUAUUUACAUCUUGAUGCAUCCAAAUGAUGUGCAGACAGUGAUGUUAGGGCACGGGAUAUGGGACAUGAAUGUACAGUCCCCUACACUUCCAUGUUUAUCACGUAGCUUUGCCAGUGUGUGAGUUGUCUGCUGUGAACCGCCUGAUUCGACUCGUAUCUGAAACAAAUCCUGUCAGUCCAUCCAUCAUUCUUCUGCUUAUCGUACUGGCUGGGAUGUGAGUCAAAUCUGACGGGACGGUUCACAGCAGGCGAUCCAUACACUAAGCGAUGAACAUUGAAGCGUAUAUGUACUGAGAGGGUGAUAUCUUGAGAAAGUGGAUUGCUCCGUCGUUUAAGGAUGUCUUGUUCUUCCCCCCCCCACCCAUGUGAUUAUACGUCUGGCUGUCACGACAGAAUCUGUUGCCGGUAUAUGAGACGUUCAGAUGGACUCGGGAGGGAUCGUCACCACGGAAAGGGGUACUCAAAUGCUCCAGCAUUGUUAAAAUAUCAACGUGUGAUCCAUCCUGACUUGCCCGCCUCCCUCAUCACUGCCCUGAUGUGUCGUCACCACCCAAGGCAGGUGCCGACCAUACCCACGAGACGGUCACCAUGUGCGAACACCCGCAGCCACACCUCACACCUCGAAUCUCUGCUGGGGCCCUGGCACACCACAGUUCGCUUGGGGAUCAGCCUGAACGGCGCCCACCACUGGCCGGCACCGGCACUUCCGUUUAUUGCCUCCGUCACCGCCUUCUGCAUGCCGCCUAUCCGUGAGGGCGGAUGGGACGUGGUCGCUGCAGGAUUUCUAAGGCACGCCUCGAGGGUUUGUUGACUACUUCAUCAGUACCAACUUUUUCAUUAGUAAGUUUUCCAGAUCUCCGUGCCUCAGAUGUGUCUCAGAUGCUGCUGGUGUUUUUGCAGCCCUGAAGCUAUGCCUUAAACUUACUUCUGCUGGAACCUUAACCUACCUAAUCACAACUAAUUUGAAGAUGUCUCUGGGCCUCAGGUGAUAGAAGGUGGUUGCCCUUUAUGGGAGGUUGUGAUUACUACUUCAAGCUGACAUGUGGAUUGAUUCACUGAUAGAUGGUGCCACAUCAAUGAGGCUAUGGAGCACAAUGCCACCUUGUUGCACCACUCAGUCAUGUAAUUAUGCUCUGAAUGUGAUUGAUCUCCUGUGAUGUCACCAGCAGCUCCACCUUUAUCACCACCUUUGAGGCCUGGGAGCAAUGGCUAGAUCCUGCAGGUGUUAACAGGUGUAUAUAUUUUUACAGAACUAUAGUCACCACAGGCUAAACUGAUCUAGAAGUUAUGUCCCCUAACUCUGUCCUGCCCUGUCCUUCAGUGUGGUAAUUGAUUGGUGCAUGCAUGUUCUUGCCACUUCCCAAAAAUUUUACACUUGAAACAUUUUAAAUCACCUUAACAGUUAGCCUUGCUCUGAUCUGAUUUUCAAAAAUAUCAGUUGGAAAACAAUAUCAAAGUUAUCCUUAUGAAGUCUGUGGAAGCAAAUUAACAGAAGAUUGUACUUAGUGGCAGUUGUAGAAACAUGGCAAAUAUUGACAGUUGUAUUAUAAUGUCUUGUUUAUUUGUUUACACAUUUUUCUGAAGGGUUUAUACAUCUAUUUAUCCUGAUGCCUUGCAUGCUCUAGUAGUGUUCCCAGCAGGCUGUCUAUGAUAGAAGAGCCUCCAUCUCUCCCUCCAAAUUAUUUUUCUUGCUUGCUUAAUUGUUUGGCUUCUAUUAACACAUCUUUCACAUGCUAUGCUUCUUUACUGUGUCCUUUCACCUUCCUCUCUUGUUAGGAUUUAUAAUUUUUAUAAACACUCGUUACUCUCUCACUGUGGUUAUACCAUCUCGGUAUUUUUUUCUCACCCCUCCCAGCGCUGCACAGUUCACUCUGCUUUUUUGCAGAGGCACUCAUACCAUCUCUCUCAUUCACACUCAUUGUUCUCCUCCAUUUUGUCACAGGCCUCUCUCAAAUACCCCAUUUUUAUUUACAGUACAUGAAUUUGAUUGGUGUGAUCCAUACAUAAACAUUGGCUGGAGAAAAUUAUUUCCCUAAUUUGUUUUUAUAUCCAUGGACACUUUUUUCCCUUUAUGAACUCCUGCAAGUGAUCCUAUGAUGUACUUAUUUUUUUUGUAGUGCUUUCUUUCAUACCUCCAUCCAUCUCACCAUGUUUACCUAGCUUUCUCCUUUAUCAGGCAUUGCCCUAUGGGCACUGGUUGCUGAGUCAGUUUCUCUUGCUUCCAAAGCAGUGUUACCAGAUGAGGUAAAGGUGCAAACCCUUCUCUUUUGGACAGAGCCAAUCAGGCUCUGCCCUUACUAGACAGCAUCUACCAGUAGUAUCUUUUCCUUACCACUUGAGAGGUGGUCUGGUUGGGCAGUUAAGGUCGUUCAGUAGGCAGUAAGUGGUUCAUUUGUACUAGUAGAAGAAUGGCUGGACAUGAUGGUAUGCACAGAACACUUUAGAUGUGAGACUGAUAAUUGCAUAGAUAUGAUUUUGUAUUUUGCACCGCCUACCUGGUGAGACAGUGUGCUCAAGCACACUCGUGUUUACUUCAUCAUUUCCUCACUUCUGUUGUCACCUCCAUGCCUGCCACUCACCCUUCCGAGCUUGUGUAUUGGAAUGGGAUAUGGUAAAAGUGUUUGCCUGUCAUGCACUGCCCGAUAGUGUGGACAUGGCUUUACUUAAACUCAUUCACCUCCAUUCUCUUUUGUCUCUUAACUACCUUGCACCUUCCUGCAGCUGGCAUAUUCAACCUGUAAGGUAUAAAGUCUUCCUUUCUCUCAAGAAACCAUCCCCUGUCUAUGUCUCAUAUAUUCAAUAUGGAAGUGAUCCAUCACUUUAAAGCUCCCUUUCAGUAUCUUACUAAUAAGACAUAAUCACCUGCAAACAAACAGUAUCACACUAACUACUUUAGCUUUCAUCUCCAUCACACAGGCACCCAUAGAAGUAUUAAACAUAGAGACUUCAUACAUCUCUGUCUCACUCCAUCUCCUACAGCAAAAUGUCACCAAGCUUUCCCUCCUACCUCUCAGAAACACUUCCAUAAAAAAAAAAAAAAAAAAAAAAAAAAAAAAAAAAAAAAAAUUGCUGUCUUCUUACACUAUUGAUUUUUCAGAGCAUUUGGAAGGACUUCCCUAUUCACAUGAGAGAUGCUACAACUUCAUCCUUUCAUAAAUACUCCUCAGUUAUUUUAAUAUCAGAUCUGAUCUGCACUACUUUUUCCUUUCAUGAAUUGACCUUGUUCCUCUCUGACAUUCUUCUCAGUCACUUUUAUCAGUCUCUUAGUCAAAACUACCUUUUAGUGGCACUAAGCAAACUCAUCCUUGGUUAAUCAUUACACUCGUGUACAACUUUUACAUACAGGUACAGUAACUGCCUUUUUUUUCUGCAUCUAAACUCUUCAUCUGUUUAUAUUUUCCCUUAUUAGUUCCUUCUGAGACUUUGCUCUAUUCAUCCCUGCACUUUAUUCCUUUAGUACUUUUUUUCUUCAUCACAUUUUCCUCAAAUGCUCCUCUCUCCUCUUAUGGUCUCUUUGAUCUUGGCCAUCCUUUGUAUGGUUCCUAUUUCUUACCAGCAGUACCUUUUUGAUAUUAUUAUAGUAUCAUUUUCUAAUCGAUAUUUCAGAAAAUCAGCAAAGGGCUAGGGUAACUGAUAAUUGUCUUGCACAUGAAAAUAAGGGGAAGUUGCAGAAAUUGUGAGGGCAGCAAUCUUGUCCCAACCAAAAGGAGGAAGUGUUGUGGCCCUUCAAUUAGCAUAGCCUGUAGGGACUGCCAUAUAUUUCAGCAGAUAAGAUGACUUUCAGAUAAGACGACCCCCAAAUUUUAGUCAGAAUUUGAUGGUUUUAUUUGAUUACGAUGAUAUAAAACGACAUCCAAACUACCAAACCAUCUCUGGUGAAGUUUGUCAGUGAGCACCAGACAACUGAGACAGUGAUAUAUCAGUACAAUGAAUAAUAUGCCUUGAAUGUAUUACCAGUAAUAAGGUACUACAAAACUAAACCUAAAAUGAAAUACCCAACUGUUGUUUUUGUAUAUUUUCAUGAAAAAGAAUGGAUGGACAAAGAUGCUAUAAAGUUAUAUGUGGUACAGUCCUAAAUAUAAACAAACCCUUGCCUUGUGCUGCCUGGGUGUGUUGGGCUGUCGGUUGUAAUCUUGCUAUAUAUCAUGUUUCUUUUGAUUAGAUACACUGACGUUCUUGAAUUUUUCUCAUUGUAUGAACUUUGUCCCUUUAGAAGACUGCAAGCUGGAGAGAUUUAUCUUAAUCCCAGUUUGUUUUGUUAUUGCUUAGCCAUGAAGACCCUUAUAUAGCUCCUCCUUCAGCUUUGGGAAAAGCUGAGAAAUAUUCAUACAGCCUCCUGCUUUAUCCAUUUGUAUACAGUGCCAGCAGAGGUUUGUAGUUGUACUACAUUAAAUUUUGUUUACACACU
Messenger RNA from Scylla paramamosain (green mud crab), 4994 nucleotides. RefSeq lists its product as uncharacterized. The coding region runs from base 924 to 1397 and encodes 157 amino acids. The record is from RefSeq and is a predicted model, not a curated record. NCBI's taxonomy places the organism in Eukaryota, Metazoa, Arthropoda, Malacostraca, Decapoda, Portunidae. The transcript has 7 exons.